Molecule: messenger RNA, 951 nt
Organism: Gallus gallus (chicken)
Lineage: Eukaryota; Metazoa; Chordata; Aves; Galliformes; Phasianidae
Gene: OST4
Product: oligosaccharyltransferase complex subunit 4, non-catalytic
Exons: 3
Coding region: 666-779 (37 amino acids)
Cellular component (GO): oligosaccharyltransferase complex
Source: RefSeq, a predicted model, not a curated record
GGCUGUCACGCAGCCGGACGGGUCGCCGCCGCCACCGCCUCCCACUUUGCGGUCCGGACACCCCCCCUCACACCCCCAGGGCCGCCCCGUAGAGGCGGGCGGCGCUCCCCGAACCCCCGCAGCGGUGCGGUGCGAGAAGAGCCGGGUCGGGGCAGGUCAGGCGCCGCUGCGACCGCAUUCUUGCGAAAAAGUAAACAGCGUUCCCAGAGCGGAUAAACACGGCGGCCGGCCCCGAGCCCCCCCCUCCCCUCUCCCAGCCCCGCGGCACUCACGCCAGGACGCGGGGACACUGCAGCUGCCCCCAGGCGCACGGCUGGAAGUCGGCCUUAACGAAGCUCUCCACGCCGUCCUCCACCACGCAGCUCACCGUGCGCGUCACCACGAAGGCGCACCAGUUCCUGCGGGGAGGGGGUCGGCAGCGUAACGGCACCCCCGGGCUCCCUCCGCACCACCCCCCCUCCGCGUCUCCCGUUUCCUCCCCCUCCGCCCGGUAGCGCCGUCACGGCCCGGUGCUGCGGGUUAAUGGGCCGCAUCCCGCCCCGCCGACGCCCUCUCCCGCCGGUGCCAGCCCCGCAGCCCCGAGGGCGCACCGCAGCCGCGCUGGCGGCCUCGUGCGGGGUCGGGGAUGGGGAGGCGGAGCGGUCCGACCCCGACGUGCCCCCAGGAUGGUGACGGACGUGCAGCUCGCCAUCUUCGCCAACAUGCUGGGCGUGUCGCUCUUCCUGCUCGUCGUGCUCUACCACUACGUGGCCGUUAACAACCCCAAGCGGCAGGAGUGAGGCGGGAGUGAGCCCCGAGAGGCACCGGGCUGCGCUGCACAGAGCCGCACCACCCGGAGCAGCACCACACCAUGGCGGCUGCGGAAGCCCCCCCAUACCCUCACCCCGUGCCACCCCUCACCGCCGUGCCGGCUCUGAGCGGGCUUUGACAGAAACACGAUAUGAGACAAAA